ACAACGUAACCUGUCCGCUCUCUUUCCGUGUCAUUUUCACCCUCUCUCCCUGAGGUUCAAGAAUGGCGCUCAAUAACGCUAUUGUACGCAACAAGACAAUCAUUCAAGAAAUUCUAUCGGCAGAUCCCCAAUUCAUACUUGACAAAGUGAGAGAGAAAGAACUGAUAACCGGCCGCGAAUACACCAAACUAAACUCCAAUAAGGGGGACGCAGAGGAUCUCGUUAUCAAGCUCGUGGACACACUCAUUAACAAAGGAAGACAAUCCGAGUUCAUUGGACUUCUGCAGGACGAGAAAGUCCUAGAAACGUAUCCUAAGCUUAAAGACGUGGAAUGGGGAGACAGUGGGUCUACCGCCUCAUCGAGCAGUUUGAGUAUUGGACAUGGGGACAACAAGACGGUAGUAGAGCAAAGGAAAAAAACGAGAGGAAAUGAAGGCAGGAAAAGAAACAGAAGUGAAUCAGAAGAAGAAGUGACCAAUAAGAAACCUUGCACGGUGGAGGGAUCAGGCAGCAACACUGAAACCCGCUCCGCAGGGCAAGCUCUGUCCGAUAAGCAGCUCAUGAAGGUGGCCGAAACGCUUGGACAGGAGUGGGAGCAGGCGGCCAUCCACCUGGGGCUGGAGACAAAAGAUCUAGACACCAUCAAGGCAGAACAUAGACCUGUGGUCAUGCAGAAGCAGAAGAUGUUGGUGCUGUGGAAGCGCCGAAGACCACCAGGAGAGGCCACAGCUCUGGACCUGCUGGAAGGUCUGGAAGACCUGGAGGACCUACCGGUCGAGACUCGUCUGUUAUUGUCAGGACAUAUAUCCGACAAGACGGUGGUAAAGCCAAAGAAACAAAUCAAAGGACAUCGGGACGAAAAGACGCUGGUAAAGCCAAAGGAACCAACGUUUCUUUCAAGGGACGCCUGUGCUGAGAUUGAAGAUGAUAAAGAUGAUGAAGAGGAGAUGUACUUCAAGUCACAUUGUGAAAAAUGUAAAGCAGCUCAGCAGAGUCCUGAGCAUGAGAAGGUUACCCCAACGAAGAUUUCUAAAUGGAGCUUCCAGGUACAGCUGGAAGGCGAGGGGACCUAUGAGUGUUCGGCUACAGGUCUGGUGUUUGAAGUGUCGGAGCAGGCUCUGGUCCGCUACUCGGUCCUGUCCUGGUUCCAAUUCUCUGAGUUCCUCAAAGACUCCUGGAGGCCUGCUGGAUCGAUUUAUGAUGUGCGCGUGGUCAACAAGGAUCCAUCUGUGCUCAAGUUCAUCCAUUUCCCACACUCUCUGUGCCUUACUGAACCUGGGCGUGAUCUGAGCUUCAAUGUUCUGCACGUAAAGGAUCACCAUCCCAACCCUGAGUCGACGGUGGGCUUCACGGCCAGCCAUGUUAAAUGGCGCGUGUCCUCGCUGUCUCUCCUGGGUCUCAUUCUGAGGAGCAUUUAUCAAUGGAUGGUGAAGCGCCACGCGAUGGUGCUGAUUUACAAGGAGCUGAACAAAAAAGACUUCAUCUUCCACGUGUAUUUGGGCUCGAACAGCAGUUCUGAGUUCAAGGUGACGAAGAACAAUGGUCAACGAUUAAGUAAUAGAACGAGAGUCCUGUGUGUUGGUAAACCGAUUCAUGGAUAGACAGACGGACUAGAC
Messenger RNA from Gadus morhua (Atlantic cod), 1616 nucleotides. RefSeq lists its product as uncharacterized. The record is from RefSeq and is a predicted model, not a curated record. The coding region runs from base 63 to 1601 and encodes 512 amino acids. Gene Ontology annotation, biological process: signal transduction; regulation of apoptotic process. The transcript is spliced from 11 exons. NCBI's taxonomy places the organism in Eukaryota, Metazoa, Chordata, Actinopteri, Gadiformes, Gadidae. Gene Ontology annotation, molecular function: protein binding.